AUGUUCAAUAAAGUCCCUUUCUUUCUCAAUGUAAUGGAAGAACAACUUACAUUAGAUGUUUAUGUCGAGUUGUAUCACAUUAAAACACGAUUUCCCUCUCUUUCUUUUCCUCCCUCUCUCUCUCUCUCUCUCUCUCUCUCUCUCUCUAUCUAUCUAUCUAUCUAUCUAUCUAUCUAUCUUUCUUCCUUGCAUAUUGAUUCCUUUUUCAUCAACCUUCUUGUGAUUGUCUCUCUCUCUCUCUCUCUCUCAAACUUUCUCUUUUUCUCUCUCACUCUCUCUCUCUCUUAUUUCAUCAUUUAUUCGCCCUUUCCUUCCUGUCUCCCUUUCACUAUCACCGUCAUUCAUUGUGGCUCUCUCCUUGAUUCCCUCUUCUUUUUCUUUUCCCACCAACAGUUUUGCUUUGUCUUUCUCGCGCUCUCUUUUUACCUCUAUCUCUCGUAUCGUUUCUCUCUCUUUCUCUCACUCUUUCUCCUCCCCCUCCUUUUCUCUCUCUUCAUCCUCUCUUUUGAUCCUUUCUUGAUUUUUUCACCAACAUUUUUGUCCUCUCUCUCUCUCUCUCUCUCUCUCUCUCUCUCUCUCUCUCUUUCUCUUCUCUCUCUCUCUCUCUCUCUCUCUCUCUCUCUCUCUCUUAACGUUCUUUUAGGAAAGAAAGGGCAAUAUAAUGCUGAGAUCUCUCACACUCUCCGCCUUUUUCUCUUUCUCACUUCUUCAUUUUCUCUUCUUUCUUUCACCAAAAUUCUCUCUCUCUCUCUCUCUCUCUCUCUCUCUCUCUCUCUCUCUGUCUGCAUUCUGUGUGUGACAUUCAGACUGAGAGCGGCCCACGCGCACGCAAAUUUUUAA
Molecule: messenger RNA, 840 nt
Organism: Acanthosepion pharaonis
Lineage: Eukaryota; Metazoa; Mollusca; Cephalopoda; Sepiida; Sepiidae
Source: the annotation of a GenBank genome assembly